UUAGUCGGAAGUGUUCGCCCACUUUCGGGAUUCAAGCCGGUGUUUUCAAAGGGGCAGAGCGAGCGCCGCGGGUCCCAGCUCCGCAGACUACAGCAGUUCAUGUGAGAGCAGCUCGGGCACACCUGGUUGGACCGUGAAGAGCAGUUCAGCGACCGAGACAGCUCCACUCAGAAAAAAGGGAUCAUGGCCACAGGCGGAUUCAAGUCAAGCGCCGCGACGGACUUUUUGGAGGAGUGGAAGGCAAAACGGGAGAAAAUGAGAGCCAAAAUGCUGGGGGACAUUGCCGCAGCCACUGGUACUCCCUUGGGUGCCAGUAAUACAAACAGCAGCCGCAACGCCGUUCCUCCUCCAUCUCCUCCUCCUCUUCCUUCGGCCACCGAGUUCACCAACAACGGCAACCCGGACCGAAGCUCCUCCGCUGGGAACUGCCACCCCUCCUCCUACGCGGUUGCUCGGUCCUCAUCUGGCACUUCUCUAAAGAGGCCCGAGGAGGAAAUGCACCACCCCGUGACACCCUCAGCCACGCCGGGAAGCAACCUGAAGAAGGCCCUGCCUCAGCCGGAGAAGACUCAGGACUCUACUCCCAUGGCUUGCAACGACAGUGACAAGGAAAGCCCGUCACCCAGCAGCAAGGGCAAGGAGAAGAAGAGCACCGGGCCCAGCGCCAGGAAGGGGAAAGGACAGAUCGAGAAGAGGAAGUUAAGGGAAAAGAGGAGAUCCACAGGUGUCGUGAACAUACCAUCCAAUGAGUCAUACUGCACGGAGCAGCUCGUCUUAAGGAAGUGCAAUCAAACCAGAUGAUUACCGC
Pundamilia nyererei is the source of this 808-nucleotide messenger RNA. Its product is annotated as PRKC apoptosis WT1 regulator protein-like. Gene Ontology annotation, cellular component: cytoplasm. The transcript has 3 exons. Gene Ontology annotation, biological process: apoptotic process; positive regulation of apoptotic process. The record is from RefSeq and is a predicted model, not a curated record. NCBI's taxonomy places the organism in Eukaryota, Metazoa, Chordata, Actinopteri, Cichliformes, Cichlidae. The coding region runs from base 184 to 801 and encodes 205 amino acids.